AUGGCCGACAACGUCGACGCGGCGACGAGCCACGACGCGGAGAUGGCCGCGGCGCUCGCGGCCCAGGACCGCGCGCGCGCGGCCGAGGAGGACGAGGUGCGCGCGCCAGACGACGAUGCGACGCAGCCGCCGCCGGCGGCAGGCGCGUUCGACGACGACGACGGCGGCGCCGCGGCCGCGCCGUCGUCCCUGGAGACCAUGUUCAGCCCGCCGACGCGCCUCAUGCACCCCGGCGACUUCCAGGCCGCGCGGGCCCAGGGCAAGACCGAGGGCAAGUGGCUCCUCGUCGUCAUCACGAACGAGCAGGUCUUCGGCUGCCACCAGAUGAACCGCGACGUCUGGGCCGACGAGAUGGUGCAGGCCGUCGUCGAGGCGUCCUUCAUCCUCUGGCUCCGGCCCCACACGGACCCCGCGGCCGUCACGUACGCGGACCGCUACGACAAGGACCGCGCGAUCCCCCAGGUCCUCGAGGUGCCCGGCGCGGCGGCGCCGGACGGCGACGCGCCGCCGCCGCCGCCGCCGCACCAGAUCUGCGCCCACCCCAAGCACCCGCACCUCGCCGUCGUCGACCCGCGCACGGGCGGGCGCCUCUGGAUGCACGAGGGCGUCGUCGACCGCGACCGGCUCGUCGAGCUCCUCGGCGACGUCGUCGAGCGCCACGACCUCGAGGCUCAGCCCGUCGACCCGAGCCACCGCUCGCC
Messenger RNA from Aureococcus anophagefferens, 701 nucleotides. RefSeq lists its product as hypothetical. Lineage: Eukaryota; Pelagophyceae; Pelagomonadales; Pelagomonadaceae. Gene Ontology annotation, molecular function: ubiquitin binding. Gene Ontology annotation, biological process: proteasome-mediated ubiquitin-dependent protein catabolic process. Gene Ontology annotation, cellular component: nucleus. The transcript has a single exon. The annotation marks the transcript as partial. The record is from RefSeq and is a predicted model, not a curated record.